Molecule: messenger RNA, 908 nt
Organism: Branchiostoma belcheri (Belcher's lancelet)
Lineage: Eukaryota; Metazoa; Chordata; Leptocardii; Amphioxiformes; Branchiostomatidae
Exons: 2
Coding region: 160-438 (92 amino acids)
Source: RefSeq, a predicted model, not a curated record
AAAGGUAAGACAGGUGAGGUCACCGUGUGUGACGUCACACGGUCAGGUCGUCGGGAAACCCCGUAAACAAACACGGCGUCAGACGCGACGCGCUGGUCGUGUUCAUUCAGCGUCUGAACCGUCGACUACUCAGCAGGGUUGAGGAGCAAGGAGUACUCCAUGGAGCCUACAACACCUAAACAAACGGCCGUGAAGGAGCCCGAGGUUCACUCAGACGGGAAAGGAGACAGCAACAGCCACCCGAGCAAGUUGGGGCGUGUCCUGGGGUCGGUCUGGCACAUCUUCGGCGGACAUGCGGCAGUCAACGGCGCCACCAGCCAACAGAGUGCCGAGAGGAAGACAAGAACAUGGUUGGGCAACCUGACAGGAUUCGGCCGAGUAGGGGCGUCCUCUAGCGGAACUGUCAUCCACUACAGGCCGCCAACAUGCGUUCGGUAGGACUCAGACCGACCGGGCCAUGCAUGGGAUGUUCAAUCGUUGCAAAGGAAAGCACAAAGAAACUGCAGGCAGUUUUGUUCCUCCCGUCACAAAAUGCAUUUGCGCUGUCAAAACUGAUGAAAUAGGGACACUUACAUAAUUUAUACAGCUGUAAACAGCAGUUCGAACCAUACGGACUCAUAACCUCUACUGCUACUUAUUGAAGACAAGUAACUUAUUGUAUUUUAUAAGGAUAAGAUUGGGAGGCGAUGGCGUUGAGACGAAUACGCUGUCUAUCUGCGAUAUAAUUUCCUUUACUACAUGUACUUUCAACAGGCGCCAUGUCGUGUGUCCAGUCAUACGGUUGCUAAUUACUUGUGCCAAGUUUUUUUUUUACAAAGAAAUUCUCAUGUGCGUAUCUAUGGUGCUACUUCUUGUAAUUGUGUAGAGGAAGAAUUCAACUGAAUUAGCUUCUAGCGAUGUUAUGUUCA